AUGAAUACAUUUGUCAUGGAUUCUGAAUUUCAUACUAUACCGCAAAGAGAUUUGGGUUCUUCGUCAUCUAAUGAAUUGGCAUAUGUGCCUCAAGUAGUGUUUGAAAAAAUUCCUAAAAUUGGACAAGUGUUUGAGUCAUUAGACGAAUCCCAAAAAUAUUACAAUGAAUAUGCUAGGUUGGCUGGUUUUAGUGUUAGAAAUUAUUCUAGUAAGAGAAACAAAUGCAAUGAAAUUAUAAGAAAAGAAUUUGUUUGUUUCAAAGAAGGGAUUCGGCAUGAAGAAAGAUCCAAAGCCAAUUGUAGUAGGAAACGUGGGUUAACACGAGAAGGUUGUAAGGCAAAGAUGACUGUUGUGAAGAAAGGUGCAUGUGUUUUUGUUGUUUCGCAAUUUAAUGAGAUCCAUAAUCAUAUCCUUACAACACCAAGAAAGGUGCAUAUGUUAAGGUCUCAUCGUUCUAUGUCAAAUGCCAAAAAGGCAUUGAAACAACAAUUUGUUGAUGCAGAUUUUCCCAUACAUAAACAAAUAAGUAUUUUUGAGAUACAAUCAGGAGGUAUAGAAAAUAUAGGCUGCAUUGAGAAAGAUUUUAACAAUGCUCAAAGAGAUGAGGUAAAGUUUUAUGCUGGACAUGAUGCUCAGAUGUUGUUUGAAAGAGCAUAUAAUGCAUUUGGUGAUGUACUGGUUUUUGAUACAAAUUAUAGCACUAACCGUUACGGGUUGAUAUUUGCACCAUUUGUGGGAGUGAAUCAUCAUGGUCAGGGUACACUCUUAGCAUGUGCCUUCUUAAGUGAUGAAACAACAGAAUCAUUCUUAUGGCUCUUGCACCAGUUAUUGACAGCCAUGUCAGCAGGUGCUCCAAAAAUGAUUAUCACUGAUUAG
Molecule: messenger RNA, 876 nt
Organism: Tripterygium wilfordii
Lineage: Eukaryota; Viridiplantae; Streptophyta; Magnoliopsida; Celastrales; Celastraceae
Product: protein FAR1-RELATED SEQUENCE 5-like
Exons: 2
Coding region: 1-876 (291 amino acids)
Biological process (GO): regulation of DNA-templated transcription
Source: RefSeq, a predicted model, not a curated record